AUGAAUCUACAAGGGCAAUCACAACCACAAUCUUUGCCUUAUACCCCAAAUGCAGCGGCGGCAGCACCGCCCACUUUUUUCGAUCCUGCAUCUUAUCACCAAGAGCCAAUAAUGUAUCCUCCAAUGCCUCAAUUUUCUGCACACGGACCUGCAGUAUCAUCACAACAUCAUCCUGAACAACAGCGUAUCCAGCAACUCAAUAUGCGUCAUGCACUGUUACAGAAUGCUUUUGCCCAACAACAGCAACAACAGCAUCAACCAUCUCAACCAGCUGAUUUACUUAAAAGUCCAAAUAAGAGAACACCUUCCAAAGCUGAACGUCGUGCUGAACACAACGCGAUCGAACGUGCGCGCCGUGAAAAUCUCAACUCCAAAUUCCAACAACUUGCUCAUGCGCUUCCCAAUCUCCAAAACGAUCGAAGGCCUUCCAAAGGAACCAUUAUCGAAAGAACACUGGAUUAUGUGCGGAGUACGAUGGCCAAAGAAGAGCAUUAUCAAUAUCAGAUCCGUGUGCUACUGAAGGAGAACAGGCGGAUGAAACGACAACUCAAGAAGCGUCGUGAAACGUCUUCUGGUGAAUCAGUGUCAUCUUCAGAGCAUGAUGAGUUAUUUAUGACAUCGCCUGCAUUCCUUGGAUGGGAGCAACCGCCGCCAAUGUCAUCCUCCUCCUCUUCCUCUGCAGCAGCAGUAGCAGCAGCAGCUACAGCAGCAGCCAUAUCAAGACCAAUGACAGCAACAGGAGCACCAUCCUCGUACAACAUGUACAUGGCACCAGCACCAUCAUCAUCGUUUACCAAUCAUUCACCACCUGUGGGUGCCACCCUCUCUUACUAUGAUGAUGAUGAUGAUAGCGAUUCGGCAAGUUAUACACACAUGCCGGUUGAAUCAUAUCCAAUGACAAUGAUGAUGGGCGCAGGUGAUGGAAACGAGUGUACAAAAGUGAUGCAUCCUCCUCCUCCUCCUUCUGAAUAUCAAGUCAAGAUGGAAUCGUCGAGACAACUUCAUUAG
Molecule: messenger RNA, 1008 nt
Organism: Lichtheimia ornata
Lineage: Eukaryota; Fungi; Mucoromycota; Mucoromycetes; Mucorales; Lichtheimiaceae
Exons: 6
Coding region: 1-1008 (335 amino acids)
Biological process (GO): positive regulation of transcription by RNA polymerase II
Cellular component (GO): RNA polymerase II transcription regulator complex
Molecular function (GO): DNA-binding transcription factor activity; protein dimerization activity
Source: RefSeq, a predicted model, not a curated record